Molecule: messenger RNA, 1200 nt
Organism: Lizanozyma spartinae
Lineage: Eukaryota; Fungi; Ascomycota; Pichiomycetes; Serinales; Debaryomycetaceae
Product: serine hydrolase domain-containing protein
Exons: 1
Coding region: 1-1200 (399 amino acids)
Source: RefSeq, a predicted model, not a curated record
AUGUCAUUGAAAGAAAGACUUGACCCUAUUCUUGAGAAGUGGACCAAAGAAGGGAAUUUACCCAUGAUAUCCGCUGGGGUUGUUACUAAAGAUGGAAUCAUUUAUCUGGGAGCCAGUGGUAGUAACAAUUUAAACAACCCAGAAGGGAAAACUAAUCUUGAUACCAUUUUUGAAUUAUACUCCACCACAAAGGCUGUUACUACAACUGCAGCAGUACAACUUAUUGAAAAGGGACUACUUGGUUUAGAUGAUCUUGUUGAGAAUUACAUUCCAGAAAUUAAAGGUAUCAAAAUCUUAGAUGGUUUCGAUGAGAAUGACAAAUGUAUAUUUAAGGAUCCUGUUAAUAAACCAACUAUAAGAAACUUGUUGACUCAUACAGCUGGUUUUUCCUAUACUUUUUUUUCCUUUAAAUAUGCCAAACUUUAUGAUACCACAGGAAAGCCAGAUCCAUUCAAGGAUUCAUGGGACGAAAUCUUAACUCCGUAUAUCUACGAACCAGGUACUAAAUGGCACUAUGGUGUUAACAUAGAUGUGCUUGGACAAGUGAUUCAAAAGGUAUCUGGUGUUACAUUAGACGAAUAUUUCAAAAAGAAUAUUUUUGCACCCUUAGGAAUAACCAGUAUGACAUUUAUUAGAAAACCUGAACAAGUUGCUAACAAGGCUAUUAUUCAUUCUCGUGAAGAAAAUGGAUCUUUGAAGGUUCUUCCAGAUGAUAGACCUUUGGAACCAGAAUUCCACUGUGGAGGACAUGGACUCUAUGGGACAAUCCCAGAUUACUUGAGGUUUCUACUGAUUUUCUUGAACAAAGGUACUUCUCCUAUAACUGGGAAACAAAUCCUUAAACCUGAAUCUGUAGAAAACUAUUCCUUUGCUAAUUUGUUACCAGAGGGAGUAUUUGUUGAAGAUUCUCUUGAACAUUCACAGCCUUAUUAUUCAAAACCGGUUACCACAUUUAGUCAGCUUCCUAAAGAACUUCAUACAUGGACAUCUUCAUUCUAUAGAACUGAUGUUCCUUUACCAACCGGUCGUUCUGCUAAAUCAUUUAUGUGGUGUGGAUUACCCAAUCUUUACUAUUGGAUCGAUCCUACGGAGGGAGUAGCUGGAAUGCUUGCCACCCAAGUGUUUCCAUUCUUUGAUGAAAAAUGUCUAGAAGCAAACAAUGAAUUUGAAUCUGAAGUUUAUAAGUUUUUAAGAGCCUAA